Messenger RNA from Photinus pyralis (common eastern firefly), 1639 nucleotides. It is a transcript of the gene RanBP3, whose product is annotated as ran-binding protein 3. Gene Ontology annotation, cellular component: cytoplasm; nuclear pore. The record is from RefSeq and is a predicted model, not a curated record. Lineage: Eukaryota; Metazoa; Arthropoda; Insecta; Coleoptera; Lampyridae. Gene Ontology annotation, biological process: protein export from nucleus. The transcript is spliced from 5 exons. Gene Ontology annotation, molecular function: GTPase activator activity. The coding region runs from base 105 to 1370 and encodes 421 amino acids.
CCCAAAAUAUUCCCGCUUUAAAUUUUAAGUUCCGCGUUACAUACCAUGCCCGGACCUGACGAAUUUAGAACGGCAAUCUUAGCAUAUCUUGUUUCCUUUAUAUCAUGCUUUUCUUCCAUAUCACCCUGUAUGCGCGACGAGCUGUUAGGUACAACCGGUUUAUUUAUUUUGUAAACGAAUCUAAAAUGGCAGACUCAUGUCGAGCAGUUACAGGUGACGAGUUUACCAAAACACGAGACUUAAAAGGAGAAGAAUCAAAAAGUAUACUUCCCGGUGAAGAUAAUGAAAACAGUGCUCAUUCUUUGGAUACAAUAAAGAUGUGUUCUCCAUCAAGUUUUGCAACAAGUUUUAUGCCAAAACAAUCAGAGUCCAACAAAUCCUCAUGUAGCACAAAUCAAUUUAUUUUAAAAAGUUCCUCUCUACUGCGACCUUCACAAUUAAAUGGAAGUAUUGCCAGUUCUACCAGUUCACCAAAACAUAGUUUUCUUCUAAAUCCAAGUAAGUUAAAUCCAUUUGGAAAAGUUCUAUCAGACUCGAAACCCGAAACAGAAAAGGAAUCCGAAUCCCAAACUACACAUACGUUUCUACCUUUAAUACAAAAUGGCAAUAAAUCGGAAGGUUUAAAAGUGACAUCAACAGCUGCCUCGUCGACAUCUUCAAUAACUCAAUCUAGCAAUUUCGUUUUCGGACAAAAUAUUCAAGACCGUGUCGUAUCGGACAAGCAGGCGGACGAUUUAAAAUCAGACUAUGCUGCUAAUAGUAACGGCACAUCAGAUAUGUUGUUUACUUCCGUAUUAAAAGAAAAUUCCAAAUCGGACGCAGGCAUAAUGUCGCAAGGUACGAAAACUUUGAGCGAAUCUGCACGAGAAUAUGAGGAGUCGAGAGCAGUUAAACGAAAAUUUGAAGAAGUUGAAGUAAUCACCGGCGAGGAGGGAGAGAAGAAUAUUAUUCAAAUAACUUGUAAGUUGUUCGCGUUUGAUAAAAGUGCAGGCAGUUGGCAAGAACGUGGUCGUGGUAUUUUGCGAUUAAACGAUCAGGAAACCGCCGAUGGUUCUCAGAGUCGGUUGGUUUUCCGAGUAACUGGAAGUCUUAGAGUGGUGUUAAAUACAAAGAUUUGGGCAGAAAUGACGAUAGAGUUAGCUAGUAAUAAAAGUAUACGCUUUAUGGCUUUUGACACAAGUGGUGAAAUCAAAGUGUUUUUAUUAACGGGUAGUCCUGAUGAUAUCAAGCAACUUUAUAAACUCCUGGAAGUACGUUUGCAAAAAGAAAUCAGUAGGCAGAAAUGUUCCAAAACGAAAACAUCUGAACCAAGCUGUAGUUCUCAAGACGAUCCAUUGAAAAAAUCGGACGAUUUACCUCCCGGGUAUUGAUAAUACUAGAAUAUAACGAUUAAUAAAGUCUCGUCUGUUUGCAAAUUGAAUAGGGUGUCUUGCACUUUUAUACAUCCAUUACUGUGAAUAUUUAAUGUAGUAAUCAAGUGUAAAGACAAGUUACGAAAAUUAAAUUUGCAUCUACGUAUAGUUGGAGAACUUCACCGGAUAUGUAAUUUGGACAUGCAUAUUUCAAUUAUGUUGCGAUAUAAUAUUGUUAGAAUUCUGUUACAUAUUUUAUACCUAAGGCAAUAAAAGAUUAAAAAAUC